UUUAUUUCAGACAAGUGACCAAAAACAUCCAAAGGCUACGCACGUGAUAAAUUCGUUUAAUGAGUUCACUUAUUAACUGAUAAGGCAUUCAGCCAUAUGGACAUCAGUUAAGGGGAACAUGGCGUCGAUUUCAGUCAAGGGAUUUUUUGCAAUAUUAGGAGUGUCCAUUUUACUGACCAGCCCACGUGAGGUCGAUGGUCUAGAUUGCUUGGCCUGCACCGGCCUGCCUUAUCCGGGUGAUUGCAAUCAACGCAUCAAAUGCACUUCGACAGAGAAAUGCUCCAUCGAACAAGUUGUCACUCAGGGCGGCGUGAUUGCCUAUAACAUGGGCUGCAAGGCAACUCAGUCGUGUCCAGGUACUAAACGCGGAUCCUCGGCUUCACAAAACUUCGUUGAUUUCGUGUCGAGAAAUGACGUCGCCGCUGACGUCACUAGCGAUUUUGAAGCAGAGGACGGGCCGAUUGUCGUUUGUUCCGAGUGCUGCAAUAGCAAAAACUAUUGUAACAUAAUGGGGUGCGGAGCAAUAGACGCGACACCCAAAAACAGACAACUCUGUGCAAAAUGCGACGAUGUUCUCACUCCUCUUGAAUGCGAGUCUCUGCAGCUAUGUCCUGACAACCAGCAGGUGUGUUUCACAGAGUUCAUAAACCUCAACGGAGCCGAGCGUUACAGAUUAGGAUGUACCCAGAGAGAGAAUUGCGGAGCCAAUUCAACUUCCACGGCCUCUUCCGCCCCCGAAGUAUCCCUGAUCGGAAAGCGACAGAACAAUGAAAUUCCAACUUUCUUAAAGUAUUGUGCUAAGUGUUGCGACAACGCUGCGUCUGGCGUUUGCAAUACAGAACUCUGUUCGAGAGAUGGCGCCGUUCCUACAGGGACGGUGGUAAAGGAACUUCAGAACCCUCCGCCUAGAAAUGAUUUUUGUUCCGAUCUGCUUUCGAACGCUUGCCCUGCUCUCAUAUUGGACCAACCAGCCCUCUGUCUCGAGACGAGGUACAAACACUUUGGAUGCAGAGAGUCUUGUGGAACAUGCGUCAAUCCUGACCAAGGUGGAAAUGCCAAUACAUCUCAGCACGCCGUUGGACCAUCAGAUUGUUUCUACAACAGUAUGGAGUACAUGGGAGCAUACCGACACACCUACACAAAUAAACGCUGUAUCAAAUGGGAGGACAUUGGUCGCCCCUUGGGCACAUUCCCCGAUGUGAACAUAACAUACGCGGAGAACAAGUGUAGGGACCCAAAUGGACUACGCGGUCAUCCUUGGUGCUAUGUCGCUCCGGACAAGUGGGAAUUUUGUCCUGUGCCAUUUUGUCAAGAGUGCUACUACAGCGACAGAAGCCAUCAGUACAACGGGCACGUGAGCACAGCAGAAGGCGGGGGCAAAUGCGAGACGUGGGCAGCGAUGUUGGCGGGAAAUCCGUCUCUAAAGCCCGAAAUGUUCCCGGAUUACAAUGUCUCAGCAGCCAAUAAUUACUGCAGGGACCCGUAUAAAACAGGGCGCCCACAGUGUGUAGUUGGAGCGCACAGGACGAAUUGUAGUAUACCGAUUUGCAAUGGUCCAUGCCAGGACCGCAACACCGACGUCAAUUGUAACCUGGUCAGCUCGUUCGUCUGUCCCAGUCCCUACCUGUCCUUGACCCAGUGUGCUAAGACGUGUGAAAAUUGCAAUGUCGGAGUAUUACCAAAUGUAGCAAAAGAACCACCUGCAGUCGUUUGCGAAGACAACCCGAUGGCUAGCUGUUCCUUGCUGAGUUCUCUCGUCUGCCAGAAUGAAACAACCGCCAUUAACCUUUGUCCGAAAACAUGCGACGUUUGCGACAAACUGUACGGCAUAAGCACAACCACAUCUCUCGUUACCAUGAAUUCACAACAAACUACAUCUCAAAUGACGACAAUGACAACACCAACAAAUAUGCCAACAUCAACAACAACGCUCAGUACUACGACACUUACGCCAACAGCAACAAAAACCAUUACCACUUCACCGACGACGACAACAGUAACAACCACAACACCAACUACAACAACCACAACCAGUUCUACCACGACACCUACGACAACAACUAUUACCCCGCCUCACUGGUUGGAGUGGGGGCCAUGGAAUUGCACGUUUCUUGAAAAUGGUUGCUUCCAAACUCGAAAAAGGAAUUAUUCUACCCUCGUUUCACCAGGCAACUUGAGUUCCGACCCAUAUGAGCAUGAAGUACAGCCUUGCAACGUAAAUGAUUGCCCAGUUCCAUGUGAAGACACAAUCAACUGCACCGCGGUCAAUGAGUUAAAUGAGUUAAACCCCUGCCAAACGGGCCUGGGUCCUAAAGCAUGCCCAAAGACGUGCCAUCUAUGUGAAUCAGGAUGUUUCGAUCUAUUGAAUUGCUCCUCGGAAGGAGCGCAAGCCUUCUUCUGUCGUAAUGAGGAAGACGCAAUAAUAUACUGCAGAAAGACGUGCAAGAAAUGCGACAAAUAUCCAAAGCCCGUUACCCUGAAUCAGUGCAUGGAUCCCGUUGCUUCUCCGUCAGUCUGUUACACACUUCACAAAGAAAUUUGUAUAUGCGACGACGAGUCAAUUAAAUCAAUUUGCGAAGGCUAUUGUGAUGGGGCGUGUGGAGGAACAAUAAGAAGAAACGAUACGAACAUCGGAUGUCAUACAAUAGACCAGAAGAAAAGACGUGAACUGUUGACGAGGCUUAUUCAUUGAAGAAUGCGACAGUGAUUUUGAUAUCGUGUUACAUCAUGGCGACAUAUUUAAAUAUCAUGUACAAAUACCUAUAUUGUUUUAGUUUGUUUGCGGUCUGCUGGUUUUACAUUUAAUAAAUGUGUCGACAAAAUUG
This is a messenger RNA of Dreissena polymorpha, 2825 nucleotides long. RefSeq lists its product as uncharacterized. Bases 119 to 2692 code for a protein of 857 amino acids. Lineage: Eukaryota; Metazoa; Mollusca; Bivalvia; Myida; Dreissenidae. The transcript is spliced from 22 exons. The record is from RefSeq and is a predicted model, not a curated record.